This is a messenger RNA of Aspergillus puulaauensis, 1095 nucleotides long. RefSeq names its product tRNA(Thr) (cytosine(32)-N(3))-methyltransferase. Lineage: Eukaryota; Fungi; Ascomycota; Eurotiomycetes; Eurotiales; Aspergillaceae. Bases 1 to 1095 code for a protein of 364 amino acids. The transcript has a single exon. The record is from RefSeq and is a predicted model, not a curated record. Gene Ontology annotation, molecular function: tRNA (cytidine-N3)-methyltransferase activity.
AUGUCUCCAACUCCAGACGUUUCUGUCCCUACAGACGUCGUCGCUGCCGCCCAAGCCGCCAACCCUCCGCAAAUUGCCCCGCAUCGAUCCCACGACCCCUCCAACAACCUCAAACGAUCAGACCCUUUCCAGUUCGGCUCUCGCUUCCUCGAGGAAGGCGACAAUGUCUUCGAAUUCAAUGCGUGGGACCAUGUCGAGCCGGAUGACGAAUUCUUAGCCUUCGCCGAAACACAGUAUGCUAAACAACGAGAAGCUCAAGCCUCAGAUUUCGACAAGAGGCGCUUUAACGCAGACCCGGCCAAGUGGUGGAACCUAUUCUACAAGAACAACACGGCGAACUUCUUCAAGGACCGCAAGUGGUUGCAGCAGGAGUUUCCGGUCCUGGAGCAAGUGACUCGGAAAGACGCCGGCAAGCAGGUCGUGUUGGAAGUUGGUGCUGGAGCGGGGAACACUGCUUUCCCCUUGGUUCGGAAUAACGAAAACGAGGAGCUCAUGGUGCAUGCGUGCGACUUUUCGAAAACGGCAGUUCAGGUUAUGCGCGACAGCGAGUACUACAACCCCAAGCACAUUACGGCUGAUGUGUGGGAUGUUAGUGCCGAGCCCAGUGAAGAGAAUGACUCGCUGCCUCCUGGUCUCACCGAGCAGUCUGUUGAUAUCGUUAUCCUUAUUUUCAUAUUCUCGGCUCUGGCACCAGAACAAUGGGAGAAGGCCAUUCGCAAUGUGUACCGGGUACUGAAGCCCGGUGGCCAGGUCUUGUUCCGUGACUACGGAAGAGGAGAUCUUGCCCAGGUCCGGUUCAAGAAGAACCGAUAUCUGGCCGAAAACUUUUACGUACGCGGAGAUGGAACUCGCGUCUACUUCUUCGACAAGGAUGAGUUGGAGGAGAUGUGGAGUAAAUGGACUCUUGAAAAAGGGUUGCCAGACUUGGAUGCAUCUGAUGCAGCCGAAGCGGGUGUGGCAGAGACGGCACCUACGGAAGAUGGUGCCUUUGAUGUCCGCGAUUUGGCAUAUGACCGUCGUUUGGUGGUCAACCGCCAACGCAAACUGAAGAUGUAUCGUUGCUGGAUCCAGGGUCAUUUUUUCAAGCGCCAGUAG